CAACUUUCACCACUCCAGAGUUUCUUCUUCGGCCCAGUUGCGAGACACUACCUUUGCUGCGAACUUGCUUGCUUCUCUCCGUCUGAUCCUGCGGCGAACUCCUCGCGAUCUCUUUCCGAAAUCGAGUUGUAAGAAUUUAGGGAUCCGAAAAGUUAGAGGGAAAUGGCAACCACAGCGUGUUUUAUGAUUGUAAGUAGAAAUGAUAUUCCUAUCUACGAAGCUGAAGUUGGCACUGCGCCCAAGAAAGAAGAUGCUGCUCAUCAGCACCAGUUUAUUUUACAUGCAGCAUUGGAUAUUGUCCAGGACCUUGCAUGGACUACUAGUGCUAUGUUCUUGAAAUCAAUUGACAGAUUCAAUGAUUUGGUGGUGUCUGUUUAUGUCACUGCUGGUCAUACGCGACUUAUGCUGCUUCAUGACUCUCGUAAUGAUGAUGGGAUCAAAAGCUUCUUCCAGGAGGUCCAUGAACUAUAUAUAAAGAUUCUUCUUAAUCCUCUCUAUUUGCCAGGAUCUCGCAUCACAUCAUCUCACUUUGAUACCAAAGUUAGAGCCCUUGCCAGGAAGUACCUAUGAAGACUUACACUACGGACCAGUGCUAAAUAAGAACUACAUGAAAUCCAAAGGUCAUUCCUCCCAGUAUUCAUUUGCUAUUGAUGACUGGUUGUGUGUUUGGAAUGAUCAUAUUUCUCAAUGUAAAAGAUUUAAGUUCACUAGUGGACCUUCUUUUCAUCAAGCUGAUGUUUCAUUAUAUUAUUUAUAUAACUGCUAGAAUAGAUGAAACACCGAGCUUAGUUACUUGUUGCUAUAUCCUAGUCCAUACAUUGGUUCCAACAUAACGCAUCUGGAUGUCAUUCUAUUCAUGCAUGUGAUGCAACUAGCUCAAAGGCUUUCGAGAACUUGUCAUUUAGUGGUCGUUUUAGCUCAGCCAAACAGAAACUCAUAUAUUGAAGAAGCGUGACUUUGUAAG
Molecule: messenger RNA, 964 nt
Organism: Nicotiana tabacum (common tobacco)
Lineage: Eukaryota; Viridiplantae; Streptophyta; Magnoliopsida; Solanales; Solanaceae
Source: RefSeq, a predicted model, not a curated record